AUGUCCACCAGGCAGGGCAAUAUUUUAAUCGUUACAGCGGGGGUACGGGAUCUGCCACGCCUAGAGGAUCUAUACGAGGCCAAGAACACUUGGCACUUUGGCGACAAGGAGACGGCGCCACUGGAAACCCUGUUCUUUAAGAAUCAGGCUCAACGACUUUUGGUAUACAAUAAAGAUGAGUUUAAUAAUUUGCUGGCCUACAGCGAGUUCGCCAACCAUCCAAGUAUUCCGGUGCUUAGCAACGAACUCUGGCUGCACUGGCUCAAUGUGCGGUUUUGCAUAGAAUUUCCCAUUACGUUACUCAAUUCCAUCUUCUUUAACUUCUUCAUCUGCAAGGAGGGCAAGCGAGAUCUUCUCAAAAAGAUUAUCUUGGAGGUCUUUUACAAUGAACACUUGGUCACCUACAUGAUCGUGGUCAAGCCGCCGAAUUGUCCGCGAGGCCAAUACGAUGCUGUUCAAGCCUUUGGAAAGACCUUUUACCCUAAGUUCUGCAAAGUCUCAGAGCAGAAGAAUCUUCCCGCGGUCAUCGUUAUCCAGCGAAAGAACAUCAUGCCAGUUUUAUCCUUUCGCAAGGCGCUACCCGAGGACAAUGACGACAUUGUCGAGAUGAUAGAUUCCGAGGAUCCGGAACUGAGGAGAGAACACGGCGACUUUUACAUUGCAGAGCACCUGCUGAAUGUGGAUGGAUCUAAAAGGAAUGACAAGAUUAUAAUUGCCGAGUUUGAGGAGGAGAUCGCAGAUAAUGUCAAGGGAGCAGGCCUAAUGUGGCUGUCGGAUUCCAUUGAUAUUGAGACGCUGGCUACAAACUUUCACUUGGAGCGUUUGAGCAACUUGACGCGGUAUACACCAGGGGUUAAGCACAUUCGUGCAUACUUUGAUGUAUUCUCAGUGGAGCACAGUUCAACUAAGGAGUUCUACACUAAGACACAGAUGGACAAGAUCUAUAAAAUGCAUGAAAGUAAGAUAGACCAAGAAUGUGAUGGAAAAACUGAAGCGAGGGAUGUUUUAUUCGGAAAGUACAAAUACGUUUACGAGGAACUGCGCAAGGGAAUCUACUAUAUGAAAGCACAUCAGGACAAACUGGAGAUAGCUUUCGAUUUGCCACCUGGGGAGCACUCGCACAACGUAAAUAAGAUGCAGUAUCUGGAAAAGGCGUCUAAUGGAUUCCUGCUGAAGUUGUUCCAAUUGCAUCCACUGGUACGCUAUGAGUACACCUAUUACUCUUUGUCGGCCAUGUUCAGUGCUUUUCCUGAUCUUGACUACUGUGUUACCAUGGUGCCUGCCACCUCAUCGACGAGUCCUUGUCAGCGAGAACUGCUUCGAUUCUUUUUGCCGGUUGCCCAUCGUCCUAGUAGCUCCGUGACCGAAAGUCUCUUUGUUGCCCAUCGAAGUACUUUGUUUGGUGAACUCCGCGUGCAACGCGUCGAGAGACAGGAAGUUGAUGAAAUCAGGACUAUGAUAUGUUUAAAGUCCUCCAAUAGGGAUACGCUUAUUGACCACGACGAUAAGGAUUACGACGAUUAUACAGAGACAGUCCUAAGCGUUUUUGAUGGUAUCAUAGCGGAUAUUCUAGACAAUUCCAAGACUGAUCAGAGCUGUUUCACCAUACGUUGCGGUCAGUCCAAGAAGCACACCGACUGCCCCUUGGUAGGAUUUUUGAUUUUAAGUCCCUUUUUAAAUUACGAUGAUAUAAGCAAGGUAUUUAUGAUGCCACGCGAUGUGUUCUCGCUAACGCACAAGCGUGGGGAGAUUGUCAUGUUCAGGCUGCACCCGUUCUUCCAGAUGUGGUGCACUCCGAUCCUUCGCACGGUGGCUUUGUACGAAAAUUUCCGAGAGUUGUAUUACAUACACUAUUUCAAUGGAAUCUCACUGCCCAACGAUCUGAUGUACAACAUGAUGCCUGUGGAACCGCGCCGCAUGAAGAAGAACUUGUUCGAUUACAAUUGCUCCUCCUACAAGCGUCGGGGCUCAAAGGUGACGUACAGUACCACUGUAGAUAUCUGCACCAGUCGCAUGCGUCUCUUUUGCCACAACCUGAAGCCCACCAUGCACAUGGGUGGCAAGAAUUCCCUGGUAAUCGUAGGUUUUUCUGAAACUUGUCGUGCCUUUCUCCGAACCAUCAUCUUCGCCUGGAAUUCUAAAGAUUUGAUAAACUUUAGCAAGUACAACUGCCUUCCCAUGGUGGACAUCACUGUGCUGGCAAGUCCUGGCGUUGUAGAAGCGGCCUACGAUUGUGAAUUUUCAUGCAGCUCUUGUAUGAAUGGUCGUGACUGCUAUAUUGACACUGGAAACGUGAAUCCCUUUGUUAGGGAUACAAUGCAUCGCAUGGACGUAAGGCAUUGGGUGCGAUUUGUGCCUGGUGUUCUCAAAAAAAUAAGGAGGCAGGAAAAGACCCUGGAGCUUUCGGACGGUUGUAAUCUGCGAUAUGAGAAGCUGGUGUUAAUGGCUGCCACGAGGUUUGGUUUUGAGGAUAAGGAAUUUAAGGGGCAUCCGACACCUUUAAACUAUAUAACCAAUAAUAAUCGCCUGGACAGGAUUAUUUUCUACCACAAGGUGCGUGAGCUGGUGGACACGCUGGAAUCCUAUAAUGUUAUACUCUAUGGAUAUAAUCUGUGCGUUUACGAGUGCGUUAACUUUCUGGUCACGCAUGGUUGUAAUGCCCAGAACAUCACGUUGGUCAAGCCCCAUAUACCGCUUGGAUUUGAGGACUUGGGUGAUCCUGAAGUGGACACUCUUCUGGAUCCGAUAAUCCUGGAAAUGGUUGCCGAUCUGGGCGUCACGAUCCACCUAUCGACCAAUUUCAGCGAGUUUAUUCUAAGCCAAGACAAUACGUUAAUCGAGCAAGUGGAGUUCAUAACGCAUCCAAGAAGGAGAAAAAUCCAGCUGAACUGCGAUCUCUUUGUUAACUACCUGCAGAAUACUUUAAGAACGUCAAUGGAGGAUGUUCUCUCUGAUGCAGGCAUUGAGAUGUAUGACAGGAGGGUCGUGGUCAAUGCACGUUAUUGCACUAAUGAUCGUAACAUAUUCUCUGCGGGUAAGAAUAUUAUCAUGAUUCCCAAGCCAAACUUUCAGUACACCAAUACCAGUCCGCAAGAAAUGGCUGAAAAGUUGGCCUAUGAACUGAACAUGAUCAAGAUGGUGAUGCAGUCGAGGUACUCAAGGCCGUACAUGUUUACUGGCAUGCUGCCAAUGGGCUAUUAUAUCACCAAGUUCGUCCAACCGAAGCCCCUGCUCAUAGGUCAACUUCCUGUUGACUAUUCAGAGCGCAUGACCACAUAUUCUGAUGGAGACUUUUGCCGCGUUCGACUAAGCAAGAAAAUGAUUGUGAUAGAGAUUCUUUGCGUUACCAAAAGGCCGAAGCGUUUUAACUUCUUGGAGUUCUUUUGUGGCAAGCACGCCAUGUUGCUCAAUGAUUUGCGUGGGCGUUAUCAAUCUGGUUGGAUUGACAACUUCCUGACCUUCUUUGAACAACCCUGGACGGAGCUCUUAAUGCACGAUAGAUUCGAGGAUCUGCAAUUGAAGAAUCGCCGACUGCUGCUGGCCAUGCUGCUGAUGAGCAACAAGGAUACCCAAAAUAUCAGGAGCAGCUUGGAACUCAGCCAGAGGCAGAGGCUGGAGGAAAAUGUUAUCGAUUUUGUUCGAACCUAUCGCAAGGAUUUUACCCAUGAAUUUGCUUUGCCCGAGGAUUGGGGUGUCUUUAACCUAUAAUUCAGAUUGAUUUACAAAGAAUUUCAGUGCCCAGAAAUGACACAAGGCGCGCAGGUAUUUGUUUAAAUGUGUAUUUUUUGUAUUCCAUACAACGCUAAAUAAUUAAACCAAUUGCAAGUUUUUA
Messenger RNA from Drosophila eugracilis, 3832 nucleotides. Its product is annotated as cilia- and flagella-associated protein 61. NCBI's taxonomy places the organism in Eukaryota, Metazoa, Arthropoda, Insecta, Diptera, Drosophilidae. The coding region runs from base 1 to 3708 and encodes 1235 amino acids. The record is from RefSeq and is a predicted model, not a curated record. The transcript has 14 exons.